This is a messenger RNA of Ichthyophthirius multifiliis, 3078 nucleotides long. RefSeq lists its product as hypothetical. Gene Ontology annotation, molecular function: ATP binding; protein serine/threonine kinase activity. Lineage: Eukaryota; Ciliophora; Oligohymenophorea; Hymenostomatida. The record is from RefSeq and is a predicted model, not a curated record. Gene Ontology annotation, biological process: intracellular signal transduction; peptidyl-serine phosphorylation. The transcript has 6 exons.
AUGAAUGUACAAAAACAAGGCAAAAUAUUAGAAGAGAAAUUAAUUUAAAAACGUAAAAAAAUAAAAAAUACUAAAAAAAUAAAAUAAAAAAAAAGUUUAAAUAAAAAAUAAAAUUAUGCAUAAAACAUAGAAAACAAAAAUAUUAAUGAUUAAAAAAAUAAAAUAGUAGGAGAAAUAAUUGCUUUAUAAUAAUUUCCAAAUAAUAAUAUAAAUAGUAACUCAAGUAGUUUUCGAGCAAAUUAAUAUGGCGAAAGAAUAAAAUUAGAUAGAGCCAAUAAAAAAAAAAUGGGAACUACAAUAAUGGCUAAUUUAACUAAAUUUAAUACUUAAGAUAAUGGUAAUACUGAAGAAGAUGAAUAAAUAAGAUAAAUAAGAGAAUACGGAGAAUUAUUAAAAGAAAUAAUAAAUUAUGGCGAAAAGAUUAUUAAUAAUAACGAACAAACUAUAAAUAUAAAAAAUGAAAUGGAAUUAAAAUAAAAAGUUAAUGAUGUACUCGAAUUAAUAUCAUAUAGAAAAGAAAGCUAAAAAAAAGAUAUAAUCGAUACGCUUACAUUAAUCUAGAAUUUCUCAAAGCAUCUUGAGGAAAGAAUAACUUUAUAAAUGAGUGUAUAGAAAAAUGAUCAAGAAAUCAAAAAUAUUCAAUAAAAUAACAGUCAUACACCUUCUUUAGGAUCUCAAAUGUUAAAAGGAAUUUCUAUGUCAUUUAAUAAAAAAUAAUAAGUAAAAGGCUUAUCUUAAGCGAAAUGUAAAUUCUAAUAAUAAUAAUAAUAACAGUAAUAGUAAUAAAAUACGCCUGAAAAAUAAAAUUCUAUAAAUGAAAUCAUGAAUAAAAUUUUAAUUCUCCUUUAAUGCUAAAAAAAGUUGAACUUAAUACAAAUUUACCUUUAUUUAAAAUUGAUGAUAUAAACAUUAAUUCUCCUAUAUAAUCAAAUAAUGAAGAAAAAAAGCCUACUCGAAUUAUUGCUAAAAAAUUCUUAAUUAUAGAAAAAUAUAGUUUCACCUAAAUUAAUUGACUUUCCUAAAUAGGUAUACUCUCCUAAAACAAUAAAAGAAGAAGAAGUAGUUGUAUAAAAUAAAAUAAAAUAAAUAGAAGAAAAAAUAAAAAAAGAUCAUGAUUAAGUCGAAGUUAUUCAUGAAGAAGAAAAUGAAUAAAUAGAUUCUCCUGCUUUUAACCCCUUAAAAACAAGAAAUUAACAGCGAAAAAUAUAAAAUAUUUUUAAUUUUUAAAAGACACAUGAACAAGAGGAAAUAAAAGAAAACACAAAAAAAUAAGAAAUAGAAAAAGAAAUUGAAUAAUAUUAAAAAAAAAAAUAAAAAACAAUUUUAUCUUUGCUCAAAAAUUUUGAUAAUAAAAAAAAAGGUACUGAAAACGAAAAUACUCCUUUUUAUGAAAAAUAAAAUAAUAUAUAAAUUUAAAAAAGUAUCGAAAAUUAAAUAAUAUAAGAAGUUUAAAGCGAUAGUUAUUCAUCUUUAUUGGAAAACCCAAACGAUUCCAGUGGAGAAGUCCUCUUAAAGAAAUUUAUUGAAGAAGAAACUUAAAAAAACAAUGAUUUAGAUAUUGAUUUGCCUCCAUAUGUUUAAUUACUUUAACAAAGAUAAGAAGAAGAAUAAAAUGUUAGAAAAAAAAGCUCGUUUUAUUACCUUUAAAAUUAAUAAGAAACAGAAGAGGAAUUAAUAUAUGAACCCCCUCCUAAACCUGUAGAAAGCUAUUAUCCUGAUAUUCCUGAUUUUUAGGCGUAUAAUAUUAUUAAUGAGAAAGGAUAUUAUAGUGACUCUGAAUUUGUUAAAUUAGAUGCCUAGAAAAAAAAAGAUUAAUUGUCAAUAGGAUUUAAAGAUUUUGAAUUUAUAAAAUUAUUAGGUUAAGGAGCUUAUGGGUAUGUUUAUUUAAAAUUAGAUAAAAAAUUCAUUGAAACCUUAAUUUCAGAAAAAAAUGUUUUCGAAUUAAUUUCAGGCGAUUGGGUAGUUAAAGCCUUUUAUUCCUUUACUCAUGAAAAUUAUAUAUGUUUUGUUCUAGAAUAUAUGAUGGGCGGUGAUUUUUGUAGAAUCUUAAAUUUAUAUACAUGUUUAGACUAAUGGAUAGCAGAAAUAUAUAUGGCUGAAUUAGUUUUGGCUAUAGAAUAUUUACAUUAAAUAAAUAUAGUGCAUAGAGAUUUAAAACCUGAUAAUAUGUUAAUUGAUUAAUCUGGCCAUUUAAAAUUAGCUGAUUUUGGUUUGUCUGAAGUCGGUUUUAAUAAUAAGUUAAAUUUACAUAAACAGAAAAAUUAAAUGGGAGAUAUAAAAGAAUUUAUUAAUAUUGAAUAAAAUAAAGAAAAUGAGUAUAUUACAGAAAUUUAAGUCGAAGGCGGAAUAAUGAAGAAAUAAUAAAAACAUGAAGAAAAAAGAAUUGUUGGUACUCCGGAUUACAUUGCUCCAGAAAUUAUUAGAGGUGAAUCUACGAAUAAUAAAUCGCUAGAUUGGUGGAGUAUGGGAAUCAUUAUGUAUGAAUUUUUAGUUGGAGUACCUCCUUUUAAUGAUGACUCAGUAGAAAAAAUAUUCGAGAAUAUCAAAAAUAUGAACAUUACAUGGCCUGAAAUAGGUGAUAUUGAAGAUGGAGAUAAAAUAUCACCUGAAGCAGCUGAUUUAAUGCAAAAAUUAUUAAAUCCGAACUAUAAAGAAAGACUAGGGGCUAAAGGAGCUGACGAAAUAAAAGCUCAUCCGUUUUUUAAAAAUAUUUAAUGGAACAAACUACGAAGUAAUAGAGCUCCAAUAAAACCAACGAGUAAAUAACUACAAGAAGCAAUUCAGAAAAGGGAAAAAGAUAAAGAAUAAAUGUAAUAAUUUAUGAAUAAAAUGAAGUGUAAAGAAGGAAUGAAAAAUAUUGAUGAAAUGGGAAAAAAACUAAAUGAGGAAUUGAAAAAUUUAGAAAGAUUGGAUUUAUUCGUUAAUAAAAAUAAUGAAGAAGCUAAUUAACUUUUGGAAGAAUAAGGAAUUAAAAUAAAUAUGGUUGAGAAAAAAAUAAUUAAAUUGAAUAAAAUAAAAGAAAAUUUAAUUUUUUAGAAUGAAUUUGAUUAAUAUCUAUGGUAUUUUGAGUUUGAUUGA